This is a messenger RNA of Aspergillus chevalieri, 2172 nucleotides long. RefSeq names its product stress-regulated transcription factor RPN4. The transcript has a single exon. NCBI's taxonomy places the organism in Eukaryota, Fungi, Ascomycota, Eurotiomycetes, Eurotiales, Aspergillaceae. The coding region runs from base 1 to 2172 and encodes 723 amino acids. Gene Ontology annotation, cellular component: nucleus. The record is from RefSeq and is a predicted model, not a curated record. Gene Ontology annotation, biological process: regulation of transcription by RNA polymerase II.
AUGCUCACUUACCCUACGACUGUACGUAAGGGUCUCAUCACUGAACCAUCUUCUGCUGUCUACCAUCCCGACGCUGUCCACAUCCUACAAGACGACCACUUCCUCCCCGAUCUUCCCCACGACGUCUGCUUCCAGCCUCAAUUGCAGUCUCCUUUUCAAUAUACUCCUGACGUCCAUUUCGUCUCCCCACCCUCUUCUGCGCCUCCUUCGCCCAUCUUCUCCUUUUCCUCCUCGCCGGCAUCGUCGCCUUCUAACCCGGUCGCGACUGAGUAUUCGACUGCCGGCGGUCACAGCAACAAUAGCUCUUUUCUCGAGGCUCCUUCGAUGACACCUACAUCUUCUUACAACCCCUCCAUCCAGAUUCAGCAGUCUACGUCACCACCUGCUUCGCAACCUUAUCUUGCACCAUCCUCCCAAUAUUAUCAACAACAACCCUACUUCUUUGACGACGCUUCCAUGUUAGCGCAGCAGCAACCUGUGACCAACAACCACGGCUGGGACAGCAACCUGCAGCUGCUGAGCCCGGCUCACAUUCCAGCGAACGGCCUCCCACGGGUACCCUCGCCUAACACGAAGAAUGCCCAUCGGAAAUCCAGCAGUAGCAGUGCGCCCGUUUCCAAGCCGCUUCCCACGCCCGUUCAGACUCCCAUCCAGAACUCCUUCCUUGCAACACCUUUCCAGAGCUACGAUCCAUCGUCGCAGAAUGGGAAUUCAGAUGCAGAGAUUGCGAUGAGACAGGCCAUGUUGGAACAACAACAACAACAAAGGUCGCACCAGCACCAGCGCAGUGAUCAUUCACUGGCGCCUUCAGUAUCGACUGUCAGCCAUAACUCCCCGGUGACUCCUCAGACGAGUUAUGACGAUAUCGAUGAUGCGUCCAAGGUGAUGGCCAAUGGUGAGGACCUAUCUCUCGGUGUUGACACGUGGAUGAAUGAGUACUUACAAUUCGAUCCGCGAUCAGAAUACAAUAAUAACUUCAAUGGAAGCACGAUGGGGAUACCGAAGCUGAAUCGCACCAUUUCCGACAUUUACCAAGAUGAACUCUACAACACGGCUAUCAUGCCCGCCUCGCAGGUUUCCAAGAAGCCUAGCGGCAACCAACAGAUGCUCAACCCCUACCGCAACGUCUUUGCCGAUCGACUCCAGGCAGCCAACCAAGGCCACUUGUCUGCACGACAGUCUAUCAACCGCGAACGAUCUCCCUUCCGGCAAAACUCGCCUCUGGCAGCUGAGUUCACCAAUGUCGCCCUGCAACCGUCGUCGCAGCUCAACACCAGCAUGCCUAUCGCCCAGAAUGGCGUACACAUGCCCCAGACGACUGCCCCAGGGGAGCCCAAGACCAUGUCCCCUAAGGAUGCGCUCUUGGACUUCAACGAGGGCGAGGAUGCGGCCAUGCCUCCGUUGUUCUCGAAUCAAUCGGACUUCAACUUGGGCGACGCCCUGGGCCAGCUACGACGUGAAAGCUCUUCAUCGUUCCGACAGCCCCAGAACUUCAACACUAUGGAGUCGUACGCUAGUCAAUACCCGACCGCAGGAGUGCCCCAGCAGUACCCCUUUGUGACUCCCCAGGCAGCAUCACAGCAUGAACGACGCCUGUCACAGCCGCAGCCGCAGCCGCAGCAGAACAACCUGUUGCAGCAGACUCCUGAAUUCCCUGCGUCUCUGCCUAGCCUCGAGUCCACUGGUAGCGAGGGACUUCCCAGCACUGAGAUGUCACCGCCGGAAGCACCUGCUAAGGUGAAGAGCCUCUCGCGACCGGCCAACACGUCUUCUGACAGCGGCACUUACACGUGCACCUACCAUGGCUGUACCCUACGGUUUGAAUCCCCUGCUAAGCUUCAAAAGCACAAGCGUGAAGCUCAUCGGCAGACCACGCCCGGUGGCCACCUGCUGACGCGGGAUGUAUCGGCCCGCAACUCACAGGCCGGUCCUCACAAGUGCGAACGGAUUAACCCAUCUACGGGGAAGCCAUGCAAUUCGGUGUUCUCUCGACCUUAUGAUUUGACGCGACAUGAGGAUACGAUCCACAAUGCACGUAAGCAAAAGGUUCGCUGUCACCUCUGUACUGAGGAGAAGACCUUUUCCCGGAACGAUGCGUUGACCCGGCAUAUGCGAGUGGUUCACCCUGAAGUCGAUUGGCCCGGCAAACAGCGACGCAGAGGCCGAGAGUAG